GCUCGCGCCUAUAGGUGUGAAUAUGAAAUAAAUCGAGCCGUGAAAAAGAGAAUGAUCCUGAUGUGUAGAGAGAUUCAUGCCUCAUUGUCGUGAAGUAUACUGUCAGUACAACUUUCAAAUUUAGGAAAGCAGAAUAACUUUAAAUCGAUCCCGGUCUAAGUGUGACUAACUGAAGUCAUCAUGGAUGAAAAGCCGAAGAUGGCAGACAAGGAGAAGGAGGUAGCGAAGGUGGACCUUGGAGAGGAGGAGGAGGAGGAUGCAGAUAGAGAACAAUGGGGUCAUAAGAUGGAUUUCAUCCUCUCUUCAGUGGGGUAUGCCGUUGGGUUGGGCAACGUUUGGCGCUUCCCCUACCUAUGUUUUAAGAAUGGUGGAGGUGCAUUUCUCAUCCCAUACCUCAUCUUCUUGGCUAUUGCUGGAGCCCCACUAUUCAUCAUGGAGUUCUCCAUCGGACAGUUCUCAAGUCUUGGAUGCAUCGGCUGCUGGAACGUGGUCCCUCUACUCAGAGGUAUGGGUAUUGGCAUGGUACUCCUGUCAACUUUAGUGGCCAUCUACUAUAACGUCAUCGUAGCUUGGACCAUCUACUUCAUGGGAGCAUCCUGUCAGAGUACAUUACCUUGGUCCACCUGCAACAACUCCUGGAACACCGAGAACUGCUUCGAUUCCAGCGUACAAAAUGGAACGUUCAACACGUCCAAUUCGGUACGCCCCAGCGAGGAAUACUGGACAUACCGUGUUCAUCGGCUAACAGAUGGGAUUGAUGAUAUGGGCACAAUGAACUGGGAUGUAUUCGGAGCUUUUCUAGGAGCUUGGAUCAUCGUCUAUCUUUGCAUCAUCAAGGGAGUCAAAUCAGCAGGAAAGGUGGUGUAUUUCACGGCUACCUUUCCCUACGUGGUUCUCUUUAUUCUUCUCAUCCGUGGCGUCACUCUCCGUGGUGCUAGUAAAGGAAUCCUUUUCUACAUCACACCAAAGUUUGAGAGACUAGCGAGCCCAGAGCCAUGGAAGGAUGCUGCAAACCAGAUAUUCUAUUCACUGGGAAUGUCAUUCGGAAGUCUUAUCACCUUUGCCAGCUACAACAAGUACAAGAACAACUGUUAUAGGGAUGCCAUGAUGGUGGCUUGUAUCAACUGCGGGACAAGUAUAUUUGCUGGUUUCGUCAUCUUCUCCGUCUUGGGUUUCAUGGCUGUCGACAGCGGGCUAGAAGUCGAGGACGUGGUCGCAUCUGGUCCUGGACUAGCCUUCAAGGUGUAUCCUGAGGCCUUGUCCCGUCUACCUGUCCCUCAGCUCUGGUCUAUAUUGUUUUUCUUCAUGUUGCUCACGCUUGGACUGGAUAGUCAGUUCGCCAUGUCUGAAGCUUUGAUCACAGCCAUCUCAGAUGAACUCAGCCCUGCUAAGAGAAAGAAGUACAAAUGGAUUGUCACCUUGGGUGUGUGUGUCUGUCUGUUCCUGUGUGGUAUACCAAUGUGUAUGAAGGGUGGUUUGUACGUUUUCACUCUCAUGGAUUGGUAUUCAGCAUAUUUCUCGUUAUUCAUCAUUUCAUCUUGCUAUUCCCUGUCACUAUGCUAUAUGUAUGGUCUAAAACGUUUCGUCAGUGACAUCCGGGCCAUGAUUGGCUAUGAUGUCUUCAUUUAUUGGCAGGUCUGUUGGGCUGUUCUUUCACCACUAGCCAUGAUGCUCAUCGUUAUAUUGGGCUUCGUAUUCUACGUGCCUGCUUACUAUGGUGAUUACGUAUUCCCAGACUGGGCUCAGGCCGUUGGUUGGAUCAUGUCUUUCGUAUCUUUCCUGGUUGUUCCACUAUACUCAGUCUAUGCGAUGAUCUUUCUGGCAGAAGGAAGUUUCUUCAAGCGUUUAUCAUUCUUGAUGAAGCCCACUUGGGACUGGGGUCCAGCGUUGAAUGUCGACCGGAUCGCUCAUGGAUACAAGCCAUUCCCUCCUGGUCGAGGGGGCCGCAUACCCGAAGGGUAUACUGGAGAUUAUGCCAUGGAAUCGGACGUCACCGCCAAAUACGAACCUACAAAUGGCGUCGUCUCCAUCAUCUCUGGAAGAUACGUCCCAACUGAACAAGGGCGGGAGGCUGAUACCGCCUCAAACGGUACCCCUCCUCCUGAUUAUAAUUCAAUUAACUAAGAUUAUUUCAUGGAAACACCGGGUUGAAACAGCAUGCACAAGUGCAAAGUCUUUCUGGAAUGAAUUCAUGCCGCGGAAUGUUCAUUGUCUACAACUUACUGAUGUGUUUAUACUGAUGUUCAACAAAGUUUUAUCUCAGUACAUGACUGCUUACCUACGUGCAAAGAAAUCUAUGUCACCAAUAGUAGGCAACAGCACCGGUCACAGCAAAAGAUGUAUACAUUAUUCAGAAUCAUACUGAAAUAACCCUCAGAUGAAUUCUCCUGAAAUUCUUUGCAAUUGUGUGCUAUUGUCAUGCUAAAAAAACACCUGCAUUUUAUUUACUAAAUACUUAGUGAUUAAUUCUUGAAUUACCUAGAAUUAUGUUCCAUAUUUUCAAUGAUCUGUUUUGAUUUUUUUAUUCUUGUGUAUUAUUAUUAACAAACGUGUGUUAUAAAGAUUGUAAGGCUUAUAUCAAAGCGUACAUUUUAGUGUUUUUCGAAAGCAAUGCAAGAUAUAUUUGUAUUCAUGUUCGGUAUGAUAUAUGUUUCUUGUACAAAAGAAGAUAUUUUAAUACAAAUACAUAUGGAUUCAUUAUCUGUAUAUAAUUAGUUUCAUAACUGCAGAAAAAGUACUUUUUUACCUAUCGCAUAGAUGUCAUUAUUUCGUAAAUAUCAUGUUGGUUUUAGGUCAAGUAAAAAAAAAAAUGAGUCUACUAACGUGAAAAAUCAAACGAGCAUAACACUAAACCUUAAAAUUGAAGUUUGUUCACGGCUUUUAAUUUUUUUUCACAAAACGGGUUUCGGUUUGCAAAUAACAGGGGUCGGGGAACGGGGGGAAGGCUGUGUUGGCUUCAGACCCCCCCCCCCAAGUUUUUGUCCAAAAUCUGGUACAAAAACGUAAAAUUGAACAUCUGACAGUGAUUUUGUUUUGAUGGUCAGCCCCUCCCCCCCUCCCACUUUCAAAACCGUUCCGCAGCCCCUGAAUAAGAGAUUCAAUGAUAUCUCUUCUAACUAACUAUUUUAUAUAAUUGUAAUUUGAAAAAUAAGAUAAUUCACUUUUACGAGUUUUCUUAAAAAACGGAUUGUCGUCAUUGACUUAGUCGAUACCUUGUUUGACAUGGCAAUUUGAUUUAUGUCCCCUACGAACUAAAUCCUACUCUUUUUAAUAAUUAUCUCUUGCAAUGUCCCUGAAUAUAUAUCAUAAAAGCCCUCUCCCGGAAAAAAAGAAAAAAAAUCAUUCCUAAUAAGCAAACUGUCAAUUUAGAUGAGAGUGUUUAGAAUUUGGUGUAUAAACUGGUGAGUGCUUCAUAGAGUUUUCGUUAGUAACGAACGACUUUACGCAGGAAUAUCAGGGCACUGGGAACAACUUUUUAGUGGGGUGCUUAAGUGAAUUUGAUAAGCAAAAUAAAUUUCAAUUCUAAAUGAAAAUGGUUUCGGUCCAAAAAAAAAUUUAUAAGAAAAAAGGUAUUCAAUCUAAAUCGAAGGUGGUUACAGUCCACAGAAAUUUGACAAGCAAAAAAGGGUUUCCCUAAAAAUAAUCCUUCAUUUUUAUUAUAUUUUUUUUGCCAUUUAUCAUUUACCUACCAAAUUUCUAGGGGGUGAUGCCUAUGGAAAAUAACACACGCAGCAAUCCGGGGGAAAAUUUGGGGGUGCUUCAGCAAUCAGCGCCCCCAUUUCCCACGACCAUGAGGAAUAUCGUGAACCUUUCUUGAUAUUUUAAUAACUGCUAAUGGCAAUUUAGGGUAAACCGUAUUGUUAUACCAAGAAAAGGGUCACCAGUCUAGAAAUAUCUCCCCCCCCCCCCCUCUCUUGUUUGUAUAGGGAAUGGGUUCUAAAAUAAUCAUGUGUAUGUUUAUCGUUAAUACAUUCAUCUUAUUCGCAUCCAGUUCUAUUAAAACUACUAAAAAGGGUUAUCCUAGGAAAGUAUGUGGUUGAAUAAGAAUAGUAUUUGCCCCCUCCCCCCAUUCGUCUUAGCACCGAGGAGGGGAGGGGGUGGUCUAGAUGGGCUUUUUGAUUUUUUUUCUAAUGGGAUAUUCAAGAUCUUGGUAGGGUUGCUUUGGGUUUAUUUAAUAAGGGUCACACAUCACUGAUUUGGAUGAACUUGAAAUUUGAUUUUUUUUUUUAACAAAUCCUCGGAAAAGCAAUAUCUCAAGCUCCAUAUAGAUUUUACUUUCGCACUUUGUGAUGUUUAGUUUAGGGUUUGCAUUGCUCAAAGUGAUGAGUUUUACCACAACUCAAACAUAAUCAUAAUGAUUUUAAAGUAAGAAAAGGUUUACACCAUCAUUUAAACGCAAUUUUACGUGCAACAUGUCCCAAGUGUUAAUCCCUAACUAUGUGCUGAAACAUUGCAGUAUACAGCUCACAUUAAUCUUAAUGCAAAUACAUGUAAUUAAUACUUGUUCUUUUAGAUUUGUGCCGUUUUCACUUCUCUUAAAAUGAUGAUAGAUUUAAAUUUGUAAUUAUUUGGUUGUAUAAAAAAUAUGAUUGCGUUUUGAUCUUUCAUGUUGUAAAUAUCUUUGAAUGGAUCAUGAAUACAGUCUUUCAGAUUUUCUCUUCGUGUUUUACAAAGAUAGAAUUUAUACAGGUGAAAUGUAGCUAUAUAUUAUUCAAUUAUUUAGUGUACUUCCUUCCUUACCAAAUCGGAACAGGGUACCGCGCGGCUCAAGAUGCGUCUUUGCGUUAGAGAAGUGAAAUGUUUGGAUCUUUAAAGUACUAUUGUAUAUUACGAUUAUAAUUAUGCACAAAAUUAACAUUUUUUAAAAUCAUUUCACAUUCAAGACAUUUCUAGUAUUAAAGAAAUGUGUAGAGUCUCCAAAUCAUGAACAUAGAAAGCGGACUCAAUCAUCGCUUAACAAUUCUGAUAUUUUCAGAGAUUUUACUAUUAAUCAGACUUAUAUAUAUUUUUUUACAGUUGCACCAUGUUUACAUAUAUUAUAUAGUUGAUAUUCAACUUGUUUCUAAAGCACUCAUUUGGAUAUAUGUUAUGUCAAAUACACAGAAUCAUUGUUUUGAAGAUCACAUUCUAUGCUUUUUCAUAUCUCGAAAUAUAUAUCUGUUCAUUUUAGUAUGGUGUUUUAACGUGACAAAUAUCCCCUGCAGCUUUAUAAUCUCUGAGUGUUAAAUUUGAUGUUCCAUUAUAAUGUCGAUAUAUUUCCAAGACAUUCUGAUAACAAGGAGGCUGACGAGGGUUUUCAACUCGCGUUGCAUAUAGAAAUACAAAGUGUCUAUGUUUUACAAACUGAUUCAUGUAACCGUUUUUGACGUCCAUGGAGUAUAAAACGGUAAAUGGCUGUUAUUUUCUCCUUUCACCAUAGAGGAAGAAAAUGUAAGUUUGUCUUUCAAGAUCAGAAAAGAUAAUUUGAAUGAUGAUGGAGAGUUUCAAAUAAACAUAUUGUAUUCUGA
Molecule: messenger RNA, 5507 nt
Organism: Lytechinus variegatus (green sea urchin)
Lineage: Eukaryota; Metazoa; Echinodermata; Echinoidea; Temnopleuroida; Toxopneustidae
Product: sodium- and chloride-dependent glycine transporter 1-like
Exons: 14
Coding region: 181-2124 (647 amino acids)
Biological process (GO): sodium ion transmembrane transport
Cellular component (GO): membrane
Source: RefSeq, a predicted model, not a curated record